This is a messenger RNA of Polypterus senegalus (gray bichir), 2910 nucleotides long. It is a transcript of the gene srpra, whose product is annotated as SRP receptor subunit alpha. The transcript is spliced from 15 exons. NCBI's taxonomy places the organism in Eukaryota, Metazoa, Chordata, Cladistia, Polypteriformes, Polypteridae. Bases 148 to 2064 code for a protein of 638 amino acids. Gene Ontology annotation, molecular function: signal recognition particle binding; GTP binding; GTPase activity. Gene Ontology annotation, cellular component: endoplasmic reticulum membrane; signal recognition particle receptor complex. Gene Ontology annotation, biological process: SRP-dependent cotranslational protein targeting to membrane. The record is from RefSeq and is a predicted model, not a curated record.
AGGGCGUGUUACUGAACGUAAACCGGCCUUCAUCACAUGACAAGGGGAAGAAAAUGUCAUUUCCUGCGGUGACGUGUCAAUCAGAAGGUAGCGGCGCAAGCAUAAGUGUGGUCGCAUCAGCAUUUGUAAUAGUGCAGUAACGGAACGAUGUUAGACUUCUUCACCAUUUUUAGCAAGGGAGGCAUUGUACUGUGGUACUUCCAAGGGGUGAGCGAGUCCUUCACUGGCCCUGUCAAUGCGCUCAUUCGCACCUUCAUCCUUCAGGAGCGCAGUGGAAAUGACCCUUUCACUUACAAUUCUCUGAAUCUGAAGUAUAAACUAGAUAAUGAGUUUGAGCUUGUGUUUGUGGUGGGGUUCCAGAAAAUACUGACGCUGACUUAUGUUGAUAAGUUUAUAGAUGAUGUACAGCUCCGGUUUCGGGAUCUUUACAAAAACCAGCUUGAGCAAAAAGGAGCACUGAAACUGCUUGACAACUUUGAUUUUAAAGAUGACUUCCUACGGCUUCUACAAAAGGCGGAGCAAAGCAGCAAAGCUCGUGCUCCGACUUCAAUGAAAACCUAUGAAGAGUCAAAGAAGUACCAGAACACUGUUAAAUCUAUGAUUGAAACAAAAGGGUCUGAUACGGGAAGUAAGAAGAGCAAAAAUGGGAAAAAGAAAGCAUCAGAAACUGGUGGAGACUCUGCUAAAGCAGUAGCACAAUCAGUAUCAAAUAAGAGCAGUUCGCAUAAGAGUGGAGGAGACGUAAAAGAUACACUGAGUGCUGAAGAAAUACAAAAAAAUAGAGAAGAAUUCUUUCGCAAGCGUAAUAAAGGAGUUGGAGAGAAACCAAGCAAAUCUCCCAAGCCUGACAAAAAGAAGGGAAAAGAGAAUCGCAUUUGGGAACUGGGUGGUAACAGUACCAAAGAUCUAGAUUACAGCCAGAGUUUAAAUGGAGGACAAAGCCCUGUGGAUCAAUCUAAAGAAGAUGUGGCUGAGCUGAGUAAAUUGGUUGGCCGAAUGAAGGGAGAGCUUCGUUCAGUGGACUAUGAGAGCAGUGAAGAUGAAGAAGUAGCUGAGGUACCAGACCAUAGUAAAGCCAGCUCUAAGAAAGGAGGCUUUGGUGGAAUGUUGGGCAUGCUGAAAGGACUUGUAGGUUCUAAAAGCCUCACAAGAGAAGAUAUGGAAUCAGUCUUGGAGAAAAUGUGCACUCAUCUUAUAGAGAAGAAUGUUGCUGCUGAGAUUGCCAAUCAACUUUGUGAAUCUGUGGCCAAAAAACUAGAAGGAAAGGUUAUGGGUACCUUCACUACUGUGAGCUCGACUGUGAAGCAGGCACUUCAGGAGUCGCUUGUACAGAUUCUACAGCCAAAGCGACGUGUUGACAUCCUACGUGAUGUCUUGGAUGCACGUUCACAGCAUAGGCCUUUUGUUAUCACUUUUUGUGGAGUAAAUGGAGUCGGCAAGUCUACAAACCUUGCUAAGAUCUCUUUUUGGCUUAUUGAGAAUGGCUUCAGUGUGCUCAUUGCAGCUUGUGACACCUUCCGUUCAGGCGCUGUGGAGCAGCUGCGCAUCCAUCAGCAUCGUCUGAGCUCUCUGUACCCCUCUUCAGAAACGGGGGGCCAGUCCAGAGUCCAGCUGUAUGAGAAAGGAUACGGAAAGGAUGCUGCUGGUAUCGCCAUGGAAGCCAUUGCAUAUGCCCGGAACCAAAAUUUUGAUGUGGUUUUAGUUGACACUGCUGGCCGUAUGCAAGAUAACGGUCCAUUGAUGAAUGCGCUGGCUAAGCUGAUUGCAGUCAACAUGCCAGACUUGGUUCUGUUUGUGGGUGAAGCACUGGUGGGAAAUGAGGCAGUGGAUCAGUUGGUAAAAUUUAAUCAAGCGCUGGCCGACCACUCAAUGUCUGAUAAACCACGUCUGAUUGAUGGCAUUGUCCUCACAAAGUUUGAUGCCAUUGAAGACAAGGUGGGAGCUGCUAUUUCAAUGACAUACAUCACUGGACAGCCCAUAGUAUUUGUUGGAACAGGGCAGACCUACAGUGACCUGCGCAGUCUAAAUGCCAAGGCCGUGGUCAGUGCAUUGAUGAAGGCUUAAAUCACAGCUUUGAAAGGAAGUACCAUCAUGUAUAGUUUAAAAUGACAUUUAGCUGCAGCACCACACGUUAUUUCAAGCAGAAGCACCUGGCACAGUAGCAUUGCUAUUGUAGUAGAAGGGGGGGAAAAAAAAAAUGUUGCUUCAAACCAUUUAAAUUUCUUACAUCUCGUAUGAAUGCGACAGCCUCGCCAGCUUGCCUUGGUUAUUAAAUAAGCAGGCUGACGUCUGCAUCUGUUAAAUCCCUUUAGAUCUUUUACCAGAAGCAGUGGCUUGACUUGUGUGCUGCCAUUUCCUUUCAGUCAUUAUGAUCAUAAGAACAGACUGUGCAGCUUGUCUCACACAUUUGCCCCAUACUGUGCUUUUUCCACAUAUUGCAUUGCUGCCACGCAGGCAGUGACUCUUUGCUGCAUUCCUUAACAUUACCACAGUGCCUACUGCUGCAGAUUUCAGGAGAUAAUCAGAUUAACUUUGAAGUGACUCAUCCUCAUCAAGAAAUCCAGUCCUCCAUUUUGAUGUGCACUUGCCAUGCUUUGUAAAUUCACUAUGAAGUUGGCAUAGCAGCCAUGCAGGUAUACAGUGGGUGAUGAAUGGUUGUUCUGCAGUGAAUUGCCUGCUGCUGUUCCUAUUUUAUUUAUUAAUGUUAAUUCAUUUCCCAAACACAUUUUUAAUGGCCAAGUCGUCUCUUGAUUAUGCUGUGGUGCAAUUUGAGAUUUGGCAACUGUAUGGCAGAGGUAAAAAAAAUUAAAUGUAAGAAUUUACCACUCUUGUUAAAUAAAGCUGCUAUGCCAGUCAGUGUGCUGCUUAUUUUCCAAAAUAAAAGACUUGUUACACAAGUGCCAAAAGUAA